Messenger RNA from Malania oleifera, 2012 nucleotides. Its product is annotated as ATP sulfurylase 2-like. The record is from RefSeq and is a predicted model, not a curated record. NCBI's taxonomy places the organism in Eukaryota, Viridiplantae, Streptophyta, Magnoliopsida, Santalales, Ximeniaceae. Gene Ontology annotation, biological process: sulfate assimilation. Bases 179 to 1627 code for a protein of 482 amino acids. Gene Ontology annotation, molecular function: adenylylsulfate kinase activity; sulfate adenylyltransferase (ATP) activity. The transcript has 5 exons.
AACGAACGUGUGGCUGUCUUUGUACCUCAAGAGUAUCUUCAUUCCUCUCCACUAUGUCUGCCAAAUCUAGUGGCGGCGGAAUAAGGUUUCUCCAACUUCGGCGGAUUCUCCCUAUAAAUUCCUCCAACAAACCCUGCUCAUCAACGAUUCACCCGAAAAAGAAACCCCAGGAAAGAUCAUGUCUCUAACGAUCAGAGCACACAUCACCAAUCAUUUGAAUCUCAAUCCCAAAUCCAUAGUACCCAAAAGCAGAAAUCGCAACAUUACUACAAUUUCGCCUAAACCCAUUCGCCAUUCAAACACUUCAAUCCCAAUCGCACAUUGUCAUCGCAAAAUGUCUCCCAAAAAGGCUGCUUCUUCUUUGCCGAUGAUCAGAAGCUCUCUCAUCGAGCCGGACGGCGGCGUUUUGGUCGACCUGGUGGUGCCGGAGGUCGAACGGGCUUCGAAGACUUUGGAGGCGCAGGCAAUGCCGAAGGUGAAGCUUACCCAGAUCGAUCUCGAGUGGGUUCAUGUGAUCGGCGAGGGUUGGGCGAGUCCUUUGAGGGGGUUCAUGAGGGAACACGAGUAUUUGCAGACCCUGCAUUUUAAUUGUAUCAGAACGAAGGAUGGGGGUGUUGUGAACAUGUCGCUGCCUAUUGUUUUGGCCAUCGACGACGGGGAUAAGGAGAGCAUUGGGGCGUCGGCGGAUGUUGCAUUGGUUGGGCUUGAUGGAGAUUUUGUUGGUAUUCUUCGGAGCAUUGAAAUAUACAAGCACAACAAAGAAGAAAGAAUAGCUAGAACUUGGGGGACCACUGCUCCAGGACUACCUUAUGCCGAGGAGGUAAUUACUCCAGCUGGGAAUUGGCUCAUUGGUGGGGAUCUGGAGGUGCUGAAACCCAUCAAAUAUAAUGAUGGUCUUGAUCACUACAGGCUCUCUCCCCAGCAAUUGCGGAAAGAAUUUGAUAGACGUCAGGCAGAUGCAGUUUUUGCUUUUCAGUUAAGGAACCCUGUUCAUAAUGGGCAUGCCUUGUUAAUGAAUGAUACACGCAGGCGACUUUUGGAAAUGGGGUACAAGAAUCCUAUUUUAUUGCUUCAUCCAUUAGGAGGUUUCACGAAGGCUGAUGAUGUGCCCUUGGAUGUUCGGAUGGAACAACAUAGCAAGGUCUUGGAAGAUGGUAUCCUUGACCCUGAGACUACUGUUGUGUCUAUAUUCCCUUCACCCAUGCAUUAUGCUGGUCCUACUGAAGUACAGUGGCAUGCCAAGGCGAGGAUAAAUGCAGGGGCUAAUUUCUAUAUUGUAGGUCGUGAUCCUGCUGGUAUGGGCCAUCCAACAGAGAAGAGAGAUUUGUAUGAUCCUGAUCAUGGGAAGAAGGUGCUAAGCAUGGCUCCUGGUCUGGAGAAGCUUAACAUUUUGCCGUUUAGGGUGGCAGCAUAUGACACAGUGGAAAAGAAAAUGGACUUCUUUGAUCCUUCACGCGCUAAAGAUUUUCUUUUCAUCUCUGGAACUAAGAUGCGGGCUUAUGCCAGAAAUGGUGAGAACCCCCCUGAUGGUUUUAUGUGCCCGGGUGGAUGGGCAGUUCUUGUCAAAUAUUAUGAGAGUUUACAAGCCAAAGAGGGCACACAGCAGCCAGCUGUCUUGUCUGCUUAGAUAUUUAGCUCCUGGAGUUUGCAGUCGUUUGAUUCAAGCGGGAGAAAAAAUGUUUUGAAGUUUCUGUGGAUCCAAAGAGCAGUGUUAUAAUAUUUUUCCUGUCAGCAGACAGAUUGUGAUUGGGCAUAUGCUGUUGUACCUGUAUGUUUUUUUUUUUUUCACUCUUUCAGGUUGGGCUGUGAUUUCCUAUAGGUUGUGCAAAGUGUGCACUUAAUAUCUAGAUUUAGUUGAUUCUUCAUUGCUGAAGAGAAUCAAUCUGAGGUGAAAAAAACAGGGGGAACGAUCAUGUGGUGAUAAGUUAGUAGUAGGAAUAAUUUAACCUUUUUUGAUGUCUCACAAGUAACAUUGUAAAUUUUAUCAUUGGAAUAGUUUCUCUGUUUCUACC